CAAGGUUUUUCUAAGUAUAUCAAUCAAAGCAAACACAAAGCGAUUAAACCUACUCCAAUCUCAGAUUUGUUAACCCUAGAAACCUCGAGAACUCGAAUCAAUGGCGCCGAAAGCAGAGAAGAAACCCGCUGAGAAGAAACCAGUCUCCGAGAAACCGGUGGAGGAGAAAUCGAAAGCCGAGAAAUCUCCGGCGGAGAAGAAACCAAAGGCCGGGAAAAAGCUGCCGAAGGAAGCUGGUGCUGGAGGCGACAAGAAGAAAAAGAUGAAGAAGAAGAGUGUGGAGACUUACAAGAUCUACAUCUUCAAGGUGCUCAAGCAGGUUCAUCCAGAUAUCGGAAUCUCAAGCAAAGCGAUGGGGAUCAUGAACAGUUUCAUCAACGAUAUCUUUGAGAAGCUAGCUCAAGAGUCGUCGAAGCUUGCGAGGUAUAACAAGAAGCCUACUAUUACUUCUCGGGAGAUUCAGACUGCUGUGAGAUUGGUGCUUCCUGGAGAGUUGGCUAAGCAUGCUGUUUCUGAGGGAACUAAGGCGGUUACCAAAUUCACCAGCUCUUGAGUAAUUGAGUUUAGGGGGUCUCUUUCUCUUUAUGAUAUGGAUGUUACUGGUUUAGGGUUUAAUGGAAUUUGGAAGAUUUGAAUUAGAAUUAGAUUGUGCGUUUAUCGUUUUUGAAGUGUCGGUUUCGUUUGCAAUUUCACAUUUUGUAUGUACUGAUGCUAUUGAUAUGUUUUGGAAACUAUAUUUGCUAAUUUUGAGUCCCAACCCUAUCGUAUCGAGAGUUUAUGCCUUUGAUCUAGUAACCACGAUUAUAAGUUCA
Molecule: messenger RNA, 812 nt
Organism: Camelina sativa (false flax)
Lineage: Eukaryota; Viridiplantae; Streptophyta; Magnoliopsida; Brassicales; Brassicaceae
Product: histone H2B.11
Cellular component (GO): nucleosome
Molecular function (GO): structural constituent of chromatin; DNA binding; protein heterodimerization activity
Source: RefSeq, a predicted model, not a curated record